Molecule: messenger RNA, 4317 nt
Organism: Pelodiscus sinensis (Chinese soft-shelled turtle)
Lineage: Eukaryota; Metazoa; Chordata; Testudines; Trionychidae
Source: RefSeq, a predicted model, not a curated record
AUUCGAACUAAUUACUCCCCAGUGCUUCCUGGGGCUUUAAGUCGAGGUAGCGCAUCUACGUUAACAGAGCCUGCCUCGGAUUCAUUUCGAGGCUUUCCCAUGUUGUGGACAUGUUUGUUCGAUUUUGUUGUUUCGGGAGUUAUUACAUCGACUUUGGUUCUUUCGAAAGAGUUUCCUAGUGUAGACAUGCCCCAAGGGAGUGGCCUUUAUUGAUACCCACUUUGCACUGCACGGGGCAUGAUUCUCAUCUCCCCUACGGUGCUGUAAUUCCACUGACAUUAGUGGCGUUACUGUGGAUUUACACCAGUGUGAGUGAGGGGAAAAUCCGGCCUGCGAGUCUCUUUAAUAGGGUGCCAUUAACAGUCAAGCCCCUGCUGUACGUGCUCUAUAAAAAUAACUGUUUCCUCAUAAAUAAAACGUGAGCCAGCAUCAGCGGUAGAAUAAAACACCCAGCAAGCAGUUGCCUGGCAGAUUCCGUUCAGCGGUUCUGUUUCUUCUGAAGAAGCUUGUGACGGGAGAGAACAGCUGUUGUACAUCACACCCUCCCAACAAAAACAGUCCCAGCAGAGAUCUUGGAUGUUUUUCAAUUUUGGAUUUGCCAUGGGAAUGGCAUCUAGGCAAAAAAACGUGCAAGGUUCAUUCUGGAAAUUUUCUAGCAUGAGCUGGAGCCACCUGUGUGUAUGACUACAAAACACUGUCAUGACAUUUGCAAUACAUUUGGGCCUACCUCUCAACUGUAACAGAAAGGCAUAGAGAUUGGGAAAGGUCCCUUUGGUCCUGGGAACAACAGUUGUCCUAUCAGGGUUGUUCCUUAAAUAUAUUUCUUAAGUGUUUUGCGUAAAUCAGCUGAAGAAGGUAAAGACGUAAAACUGUAGCUCAGUGGUUAGAUUUUUUAAAUUUAUGACUCUGUGAGAGUCUCUUGUUGAAAUGUCACAUUUGGCUGCGUGUUAGUUGCUGAAUUCCAGCGACAGCAACAAAUAAAAUCGGGUGGGUGGUGAUUGGUGAGUAGGGGAAGAGGCGUGACUGUUCCAUGUGUAAUACACUACAUAGGAAUCCAAAAGUCAAGGCAAUAGCCCUAAAUAAUUUAUAUAAUAAUAAUGUAUAUAAUUUAAAUACUAGUGCCUGGUGGAAUAAUUGAUAGGCAAAGCAAUCUUUCUUGUCUUUAAACAUCACACAUGUUCCAUUUGAGAGGUACAGCACGAAUGGUGAUGUCCACUGAUUGCACCAAGUUAGGGAGCUGUUAACUACUGUUUUGGGAUAGAAUGAAGAGAACUGGUCCCUUAAAGUACUAUUUUAGCACAUAAAAGAUGCACUGUAUCCUGCCAUCUCACAGUUGCACCUCCAGGGUGUGUUGUUAAAUAGGGUCCGGCUGGGUCAGGAUCUAGAUAGGAAACCUCCUAAGAUUACCUGAGAAUCUUCUGCCCAUUGACAUAGGGAAGACAGAACUCUCAUCUGGGUAGACACCCAGUCCAGGGAUGGCACGCGUGGGGUGGUUUGCAACUCGUCCUACAACUUGGCUGCCCUGUCCUCGCAGUAGAGAGGGACAACAAGUUUCCUCCUAACGGACAAAGGAAGCCAAGUCCCGGUGCUGAAGGUUCCUGCUGGAAAAUACCAAAUGCAGAGAAUUAACAUAAAGCAAAGCAAACGGGUACAAAGCAGACUGGGUGUAAAUACUCUGCAGGCUGCAAUGAAGGGGUCCUAGCACACUCGGUGACACUCCCCACAUACAGAGGGGCCACUUGCAUUGUGCAGUACUGAAGUCCUACCUAGGCCCUGUCUUCAAGAGUCCAAGAAGGCCGUUGGAAGUGGCUUUUUGCUCCAGGCUGAGAUUCAGUGACUGAAGCCCCAGAAUCCCUGUUUUCAGAGAAGUGCCCCAGAAAUACCGAAUCUGAUGCCAGGACACAUGUACCGUACAAACUGCAUUGGUGCCUGGUACACACCCAGUUAAGCCAAUGAUGUUGUGCAGAGAUUAAUUUUGCCCCUGAGAAUAAAAUGAGCAGUUGAACUGAAUGAUUGAAACUGGCUUCUGUCCAUUGGCUGUUGUUUUCAGUUCCCAAACACAAAGAUGGACAAGUUAGAGCAAGGAUGUUUUUCAUUUGUUCCUGCCCUUUUCUUCCGUUUUAUGUGGCCUUCUAUUCCUUUGAGAAACAGUAAUAUUUGGAGUCAUUAUAUUACUGAGAUAAGUUAAAGCACAUUUAUACAUUGCAACAUCUUAUUUCUAUAUUGUUGUUGCCUGUCUCCCACCAACAGCAUAAUUAAAAGAGAGAGAGAGAGAGAGAAACAGUAUGCCUUAUCCCUGCAAAUAUAAUGGGUCAGUUUCACCAGUACACGCUGCUCCUUUAUGCUGCAGUGGUGAUGCAAAGUGCCUGCAAACUUGGUUUAAAUAGCUGGUGAAAUGGGUUUAUUGCUGCUUUUAAUUAUUGUAACAGUACAGAGCAGCCAAAGCAGGGUGGCAAAUUAGAUCCCAAAUCUACAAAUAAGCAUGCAUUUAAUCCAUAGGAAAUCACUUUGGUUUCUUGUAUGUUGCUGGCCUCUCUUCCCAUGGUGUCUUGGGACAGCUCUCUCAACAUGUGGACACAAUCUACAGAAAUGGCACCAAAGUUAAAAAACCCAAUAGUUCAGCUGUUCAGCAUUUGACCUUUACAAGAAUCUGUGCAUUAGAUUUCAUUUCAUACAGAAUAUUUUUCAGCCAGUUUGUUUGAAAAACUGGAUGUGAUUGAUUGCUCUCCACAAGCCCCAAACACAUUUUCAACUUGGGAGGUUUAUUAGUAGGACUAGUCCAGCUCUCUAGCAAGCAGUAUUUCAUUUCAGUGAUUCAUGAGCAUUCAUUUUACACUCAGUUUGCAUUUUAUCAAUAAAACAUUUCAAAUGCAUACACUGCUGUAAAUAAUCCCUCGUCUAACAACCUUUUUGCUGUGUUUUAUGUUAAUCUAAAUGACAGGGCUGUUUGUAAUGUGGGGCAAAUAGUCUUCUUUGUAGUCCUCCAAGUGCAUGUUUUAUCUGCUCAAGUAUUCAUUUUAAGUGGACUAGUUCUCUCGCUUCCUCUGAGCUUGCCUAGAAUGGACACAGCUUUACAAGUUUGACGGGAUUUUGUUUAACAGUUAUUAUACGCUGUCUUGUGCUUUGAUACCAGGAUCGAGCAAGCAAGCAGGUCACUGGAGUUUAAAAAGAGUAAGACUGACUCCAGACGAUCCCUCCAGAUGUGGGCCCAAAAUGUGGUUUCACGAGAGCACAUGCUAGUGAAACCGUGAUAAAGCUGUGUCUUGCAAGAUACUGGCUUUUACUGUAUUGUCCCAGUCUGAGCCAGGGGAGGGCUUGAAGGGCGGGCGGUAAAGCCAUAUACACCAAUCUGACUCGUUUCACAUUGAUGGCUUUUGCUCUGACAUGCUGUUUUCUUUCAGAUGAAGAAUCUCAUGAACUUGCCUGGCUUUGGAAACACGUCAAGGGCAGGGUGCAAAACACACUAGUAGGACAUGACCCUUAACCUUUUCUCUAAAGAGUAGCCCUAUAGGCAUCUUUCACCACGUGAAGAAGCUGUUCCUGAGCGAGCAAGCAGGCCGAGCCCAGGCUCUGGAGUUUGUCCGCAAGAAUGUUGCCAAUGCCAUCUCUGUGGCUAACCUGAUCAUGGGUCUGUCCUCCAUCCUCUGCAGCCUCAAUGGGCAAUACCACUGCGCCUGCUGGCUGCUCCUGAUCGGAUUCCUGCUCGACUUGGCUGAUGGGGCGGUUGCUAGACAACUGAACGCUUGCUCGGCCCUGGGUGCCAAGUUGGAUGAUUUUGCUGACUUCACUUCGUUCGGUCUGGCCACCGCGCUGCUGCUGCAGGCUCACGGGCUCAUGGAUGGCUUGUUGGCGAUCGUCUAUGUGCUCGCCGUCUUUACCCGCUUGUGCUUCUUCUCAAGUGGAAUCCCUUUCAUGUACCGAGGCCUGCCCUGCCCAUACGCUUCUUCCCUCCUGACUGGCACAUACCUCUUGACAGGCGGCAACUUGGUGGUUCUACGGAUUGUAGCCAUUGUCAUGAUCCUAUUCAUGGUUGACCAGGGUUUCUAUCCCCACGACAAAGUCCUGGAGUCCCAGCCCUGGAAAAAGAUGGUCUACGUAGGGGGUAUCCUGAUGGUUUUGUUCUCUUCCUAUUCAAUAGUCUCUCUCUACUAUCUCGUUUGGUCUACUACGUACAUCUUCUUCCCAGCUGCCUUGUGGAGCAGCAAAGUGUAACUGCACGCUCAGUACUGUGGAGGUGAUGACAGCUUCGGGUGUCACCCUGAUAACCUGCCAAAGGCAACGUCUGUGACUUAAAUGAAGACUUAUCCUGUGUUAACA